This is a messenger RNA of Plodia interpunctella (Indianmeal moth), 923 nucleotides long. It is a transcript of the gene Nacalpha, whose product is annotated as Nascent polypeptide associated complex protein alpha subunit. The transcript is spliced from 6 exons. Gene Ontology annotation, cellular component: cytoplasm; nascent polypeptide-associated complex. Gene Ontology annotation, biological process: protein targeting to membrane. Lineage: Eukaryota; Metazoa; Arthropoda; Insecta; Lepidoptera; Pyralidae. Bases 174 to 806 code for a protein of 210 amino acids. The record is from RefSeq and is a predicted model, not a curated record.
AACCUGCCUCCUCGGCCUGCCCUAGCUUCAGGGUGAAUUUAUAUCAUCACUUGGCAACACUGAGCAGUUCUUUCCUUUUGUCAAAAAUAGCGAAUUCCUUGUGAUUCUUUUGAUAAUUUUUCUGUAAAACAAGGUAUCCUCAUCUUUCCAAAAUAACUAACACAAGCAACAAGAUGCCAGAACUCACAGAGUUGGACAAGGCCACAGCUUCCAUGACAGAGAAACGCAAGGAGGAGACCGCAUCCUCGGACAGUGACUCCGAUGACACCAUCCCAGAAUUGGAAGAUGCGGGUGGUCCAGGAACCGGCGGAAUCUCAAACCCGAUCGCGGGCAUCGACAUAGUCUCCAAAGCGAAACAGUCUCGCGGUGAGAAGAAAGCGCGUAAAAUCAUGAGCAAACUCGGUCUCAAACCAGUGCAAGGUGUAAACAGGGUGACCAUCAGAAAAUCAAAGAACAUUCUAUUUGUGAUCAAUUCUCCUGAUGUAUACAAGAAUCCACACUCAGACACAUACAUAGUGUUCGGGGAGGCCAAGAUCGAGGAUCUGUCACAGCAGGCCACCAUGGCGGCCGCUGAGAGGUUCAAGGCUCCGGAGUCUGCUGCGGCCAACGAGGCCAGUGCCAAUCAAACGACCGUGGCGCCCAUAGCGGAGGAGGAAGACGAAGAAGGCGUGGACGAGGCGGGCGUGGACGAGAAGGACGUGGAGAUCGUGAUGUCGCAGGCCAACGUCAGCCGCGCCCGCGCCGUGCGCGCGCUGCGCAACAACCACUCCGACAUCGUCAACGCUAUCAUGGAGCUGACGAUGUAAGCAGUCACAAGUUUAGCUGUAAGUUCGUGUUAAUGAGUCUAAAGUCGACAUCUCCAGAAGCCUGGUGUACGGAGUGUAUAUAGAAUUAUUUACUUCAAUACAUUACAUUAAUUGUCA